GGGCUGCGGAGGAUGGGAGGGUUGUGUCGCGGCGCUCCGUCUCGUCUCGCCGCUCUCCGUCCCUCCCGGGGCCAUGGCCGGCGCGGGGCAGCCGAAUGAUGGCCUUCGAUCCUUACCCUUGUCUGGCCAUGUUGGUUUUGAUACUUUACCUGAUCAGCUGGUUAACAAAUCCAUCAAGCAGGGCUUUUGCUUCAACAUUCUUUGUAUCGGGGAAACUGGAUCUGGGAAAUCUACCUUAAUAAACAGUCUAUUUAACAUCAGUUUUGAUGACUUGGUGUCAACUCAUUUUCACCCAAAUGUAAGACUUAAAGCUCAGAGAUACGAACUCCAUGAAAGCAACGUUCGUUUGAAACUAACCGUUGUGAGUACAGUGGGAUUUGGUGACCAGAUAAACAAAGAAGAUAGCUAUCAGCCAAUAGUGGAUUACAUAGAUGCACAAUUUGAAGCCUAUCUCCAAGAAGAACUGAAAAUUAAACGUUCUAUAUUUAACUACCAUGAUACUCGCAUCCACGUAUGCCUCUACAUCAUUUCACCUACAGGCCAUUCCCUAAAGACUCUAGAUUUGUUAACCAUGAAAAGUCUAGACAGAAAGGUGAACAUUAUACCACUUAUAGGCAAAGCAGACAGCAUUUCUAAAACAGAACUGCAGCAAUUCAAGAGGAAACUCAUUGCUGAAUUAGUUAGCAGUGGUAUCCAGAUAUACCAGUUUCCAACUGAUGAUGAAGCUGUUUCUCAAAUUAAUACUAUCAUGAAUGGGCAUUUACCUUUUGCUGUAGUGGGAAGUACAGAAGUGGUGAAAAUUGGAAACAAAAUGGUGAAAGCUCGUCAGUACCCUUGGGGCAUUGUACAAGUGGAAAAUGAGAACCACUGUGACUUUGUGAAGCUCCGUGAGAUGCUUAUUUGCACAAAUAUGGAAGAUUUAAUAGAGCAGACUCACACACGCCAUUAUGAGCUGUACAGGAGCUGCAGACUGCAGGAGAUGGGCUUCAGAGACACUGACCCUGAGAACAAGCCAGUAAGUCUGCAGGAAGCCUAUGAGGCAAAGAGGCGCAAGUUCUACCUUGAGCUGCAACGAAGAGAGGAGGAGAUGAGGCAGAAGUUUGUGCAGAGAGUGAAGGAGAAAGAAGCAGUAUUGAAAGAAGCAGAGCAACGAAUACAGGCUAAGUUUGAACAUCUUAUGCUAGUGCAUCAAGAGGAGAAACUGAAAUUAGAGAAGAAGAGAAAAGCUUUAGAGGAAGAAAUCGCUCUGUUUAACAUGAAGAAAGCUAAUGCUGAAUUACACCAAACACAGCCAAUGGUCUCUACUCCUGUUAGCUUGAAGAGAGACAAGGACCGCAAAAAGGACAAAGGUUUUCGACUUGAACUGCUGUGUUUUGACAUCACAAAGGAAGAAGUUAUGAAUGGUCACAAACAGAGCAAGAGGGAGAAGUUAGAGAGGGAGAGAAAUUCUGCCAGGGAAUUCCAGAAAUAGUAUUGGCUGCAGCAGCAUUCAGAUUUUGAAUGUAGGUUGCAUCAGCUUUGUGAAGUGACCUGUCUGCUGCUGUCCCAUAGUUCUAGAUUUGUCUUCCUGUUACAGACUUCUCUGAGGAGUGAUUAAUAAAAUUGGUUCUAAAAAUGACACUGUCUGCAGAGUAUGAUCUGAUGCACGCUUCGCUUGAUGCUCUUUCUGUCUCCACACCAAAACAAAAGCCUGAAUAAUCUGUGAAAUUUUAGAGAUGCUUUCAGAAAUAGUCUCCAGAAUAAAUGUGUUCAUCUUCUUCAUUUAUAGACAUUAAAUAAUGUAAAUAGCAGAUGUUGUCAGUUUAUUAUUCUCCGUUCCUGAUAGGUUUCUGUUUCAUUGUGGAUGCGAUUUUGUUAAUAUCUCAUGGCACUUAAAAGCAGGUCUUUUGUACACAAGGUAUGCAUAACUCCUGGAGUAUGAAAACCUGCAGAAGCUUUGUGGGUGCUCGUACUUCCAGAAAUAUCGGCAAGACAGCUUUGAAGUUUUGGGAUGUAUGCCAGAAGCCUGCUGCUGGUUUUUGACAAAUUUUAUUGCAUUUCAAAUAAUGCCACUGAAUUCUUAUUCCUAGACUUCUUUUUUUUAAUUAUUUUUUUCUGGAAAAGGGGAACUAUGGGUAACAAAAGUGGUAACCUGUACUGUUGUGAUUAACUCACGAGUUCAGGAGAUUUCCAGAUGUUUUCUCUGGCUUAGUUUUAUUUCUUCAGAAUACGUUACAAUUCAU
This is a messenger RNA of Centrocercus urophasianus (Greater sage-grouse), 2222 nucleotides long. It is a transcript of the gene SEPTIN10, whose product is annotated as septin 10. The transcript has 10 exons. Gene Ontology annotation, biological process: cytoskeleton-dependent cytokinesis. The record is from RefSeq and is a predicted model, not a curated record. Lineage: Eukaryota; Metazoa; Chordata; Aves; Galliformes; Phasianidae. The coding region runs from base 74 to 1471 and encodes 465 amino acids. Gene Ontology annotation, molecular function: molecular adaptor activity; GTPase activity; GTP binding. Gene Ontology annotation, cellular component: cell division site; septin ring; microtubule cytoskeleton.